CAUCAAGAAGCGGGAUGAGCUCCAUCUCAUGAAGGCUGUCAAGCCGCUAACGCAGGUACCAUAGCUGUGGCAUUCUCUAGUUUAACGUUGGCCUCUUGCCACCACCACUUCAUAAACAAUGUGAGCCUCCCUCUGCCAGCGGCUUUUUUGUCCUCUGACAAUUCUUCCCACCCUCUUUCCGCAAGGACUGCCACUCGUUUUUCAGUUAGUUGUCCAUUCGUUUUCGUCGUUUUUCAGUCGCUCGUUAUGGCCGCGCUGCCUCUCACGCUCUUUUUAGGGUUGGUCGCUCCCUCGAUUGCGUCCAGCCUAAGCUGCAUUCCGAAGAGAGUGACGGUGACAACCACCGUAUGGGUUGAUCAGGCUACGGGAGCCUGGGAAAACGAGGCUGCGCCGGCUACUACUGCUACCUGGACGUCAUACUCCUCGUGCAACGCUGGUGAUGUCGUCACAAAGAAUGGGCAGACAUGGACUUUGACCGAACCCACUAUGUGGCCCGUGACCAUCACAAAGACAGGCGAUAGUGACUCCGGCUUAUGGAACUAUGAUGGUGCUGGAAGCUACACUACAGCUACAGAACUGUAUACAUCUUGGUCUGUCUGCACUCCUGGCCAAACGGUAACGCACAAUGGGCGAACCGAAGUUCUCUCCACAACGAGCUUGUCCAAGUGCAUCUACACUACAACGCGCACAUGGCCAGUCGGUGGCAACAGCCAUCCAACCAGUGCAUAUGGUGGUGAAAACGGAAACGGUGGUAGCUAUGUUAGCGGCUGGCCAUCAGGAGGUACCGGAUACAAUGCUUCGCCCAGCAAUGGUGGCAGUGGCCCCAUCAACAGCGGUGUCCCAUCCGGCCCUGCCAACAGUGGUGUUCCUUCUGGCCCAGCCAACAGCGGCGUCCCAUCCGGCCCAGCCAACAGUGGUGUUCCUUCUGGCCCAGCCAACAGCGGCGUCCCAUCCGGCCCAGCCAACAGUGGUGUUCCUUCUGGCCCAGCCAACAGCGGCGUCCCAUCCGGCCCCGCCAGCAGCGCUGGACCAGUUGCAUCGAGCAGAGGCAGUGGUCCUGUAGGCGCAAGCAGUGCUGCCCCGUCUGUCUCGGGAAGCGCACCUGCUUCUGGCCCAAGCGGCCAGCCUGUCAGCUCUGGACGACCCCCGCUGAGCUUCUCGUCACUCCGCUUCUCUAACUCCAGCUCCUCCAUUGCUCCAACAUCCUCGCAGUCCUCCGUUGUGUUACCAUCUACAUCAGCGUCGACCACGAGCCAAGGAGUAAGUUCCAGCUCUGUAUCAAGCGUCGCCUCGCCUGCAAGCACGGCAAGCUCGGUGGGAUCCAGCGCAAGUAUCUCUGGCAGCUCAGGGAUCAGCAGCGCACCUUCGAGCACACCUUCAAGCUCGACUCGUGGCCCCAUCAGCUUCUCAUCGCUUCGAUUCUCGAACUCGAGUUCCUCCGCAGUUGCUCCAUCUACUCAAUCCUCGGUUGUGUCGCCAGUUGCUUCGCCAGUCCUCACUAGUAGCACUAGCAGUGCUUCGACUCCCACUUCGGCAUCCAAUGGUUCACCAAGCGCACCCAGCGCGUCAAGCACGAGCUCUGGAACGAGCAGCGUUCAAAGUGUCAGCUCCGGAACUAGCAGUGCUCUAACCACGAGUUCGUCUUCCUUGAGCAGCUUGUCUAGCGCUAGUUCGACCGUCUCUAGCGCUUCGAGCAGCUCCGGCACUGGCAGCUCAUCCACUGUCUCGUCGUCUUCAUCAACCAUCUCCAGCUUCAGCAGCUCGUCCACCGUCUCGUCGUCUUCAUCAACCAUCUCCAGCUUCAGCAGCUCGUCCACCGUCUCGUCGUCCUCAUCCACUAUCACCAGCUUCAGCAGCUCGUCCACAGUCUCCUCCGCGACGUCGUCGUCUUCGUCACUGUCGAGCAGCUCCUCCUCUAGCGUCCAAUCAUGCCCAACUGGGACGAGGUACUAUCUUCGGUCGUCGGCCAAUGGCAAGUAUGCCGACGUCAACGUGGAUGGGAACGCUGUUGGACCAGUCAUGCAAUUUGAUGCCGAUUCCAUAGGGAAUGCCGUUGUUUUUGAAUUCGCCAUGUUGAAUCUUGAUGACACAACGCCUAAAUGCUGCCUCCGACAGUAUGGGACUUCGUUUUCACCAUACGUUAUGAUGACUAGCGAUGCUCCGGAUGAUUCCUACUUUGCUAUCCUUCGGCAACCGACGGAUGAUGAUCAUGGUUAUACGCCUGUUCCUCUGACGUGCUCUGUGUCGGGUGGCGUUCUGUCCGCUUACCUGAGCAGCUUCCCCAGCUGGAACCAUCUGAACUAUUUCAGUGGCGGAAGUGGAGAGAUGCUUCUUGAUAACGGAGAUUUUGGAAUGCCGGCGGCAAAUAUUCAACUCGUUGCCGCGUAGAGAAUCGGGUAAGCCGAUGGGAUUGGACGUCGCAUCCGAGUUACUUCUCGGCAAUUUCGUUUGGCAUAUCAAACGUCAUUAGUUUUAAUGUGUAUUGUUCACUGCGCUUGCAAUGCAGCCUUAGAGAAAUACAGACGUUCGAAGAACACCAAGCGAGCGAAUUCAACCGUUCGACUGAUUCUCACUCUAUUUGACGUACUUUUCCUUCGUCUCCAUGAUGGUUCCAUGUCGCAUGACGGCGCAGGCCAACUGUAGUAUCGAGCACCGAGCGGGACAAUAGACGUCCAAACUAUGGCCUUUCAAGGAGGAUGUAUCGUCGAUCCUGCGUACAAGCUUACUUCCAGCCGACGAGGGAAGUACGUAGAUACUGAAAGACUCGCGUAAGUUAGGGAUCGUCAUUACUUAUGGCUCAACACGAUGAGGCAACAGAACGAUGAGAUGAAGUAGCC
Verruconis gallopava is the source of this 2837-nucleotide messenger RNA. RefSeq lists its product as uncharacterized. The transcript is spliced from 2 exons. The record is from RefSeq and is a predicted model, not a curated record. The coding region runs from base 247 to 2388 and encodes 713 amino acids. NCBI's taxonomy places the organism in Eukaryota, Fungi, Ascomycota, Dothideomycetes, Venturiales, Sympoventuriaceae.